This is a messenger RNA of Corylus avellana, 1145 nucleotides long. RefSeq names its product GDSL esterase/lipase 2-like. Gene Ontology annotation, molecular function: lipase activity. Lineage: Eukaryota; Viridiplantae; Streptophyta; Magnoliopsida; Fagales; Betulaceae. The record is from RefSeq and is a predicted model, not a curated record.
AUGGCAACGCCCACAAAGCUAUACACCUUAUCUCUAUUACUGGCUUUCCUCUUCCCUUUCUCCAACUCUCUUCAGUUGGAUGGCGGUAACCUCUGCCUGUCGGAAAAACAUGCUUCCUUAUUCAUAUUUGGGGAUUCGUUCUUCGAUGCCGGAAACAAUAACUAUAUCAACACCACUACCAAUUUCCAGGCAAAUUUUGGCCCGUACGGUGAAUCCUUCUUUAAGUACCCCACCGGUAGAUUUUCCGAUGGCCGUAUAAUCCCAGAUUUCAUUGCUGAGUAUGCAAAGUUGCCGUUAAUUACGCCAUAUCUACAUCCGGGUUAUAAUCGUAAUUAUAUUGAUGGGGCAAACUUCGCAUCAGCGGGAUCUGGUGCUCUUGUUGAAACUCAACAAGGAUCGGUGACAGACCUACAUUCUCAACUAAGUUUUUUCAAGAACUUGGCGAGGUUGUUUAGAAAAAAGUUAGGCAACACAGAAGCCAAGACAUUUUUGGGUAGAGCAGUUUACUUAAUUAACACUGGAGGCAACGAUUAUUCAAUCCCUUUCAUUACGAACUCCAGCCUGCUUCAGUCCAUUUCUCAACAAGAAUUUGUAGAUAUGGUGAUCGGCAACUUGACUAUUGUGAUCAAAGAAAUAUACAAGGAAGGAGGAAGGAAAUUCGGGUUUCUGAGCAUGCCGCCAUUGGGUUGUUUACCAUCCACGAGAGCACUAAAACCAGGAAAUACAGGUGCAUGCUUUGAGGGAAUGACAGCACUAGCAAAGCUGCAUAAUGAAGCAUUCCCUAAAGUCCUCCAGAAGCUAGAGCGUCAGCUCAGUGGAUUCAGAUAUUCAAUAGCCGAUGGGUAUUCUGCUUUUAGUGAAAGAAUAAAUAACCCUUCAAAAUAUGGGUUCAAGGAAGGGAAGAUUGCAUGCUGUGGAAGCGGUCCAUAUAGAGGAACACCGAGUUGUGGAGGAAAGAGAUCAGUGAAAGAGUAUGAAUUAUGUGAGAAUGCUAGUGAUCAUGUGUUCUUUGACUUUGGUCAUCCGUCUGAAAGGGCAAACCAGCAGUUUGCUAAGCUUAUGUGGAGCGGAACUCCCGAUGUUACUGGAGCUUACAAUCUCAAAGCUCUGUUUGAGCUCUGAUUGUAGAUGUGAUAAACUACAAG